Messenger RNA from Xylaria bambusicola, 507 nucleotides. RefSeq lists its product as uncharacterized. The record is from RefSeq and is a predicted model, not a curated record. The transcript is spliced from 2 exons. NCBI's taxonomy places the organism in Eukaryota, Fungi, Ascomycota, Sordariomycetes, Xylariales, Xylariaceae. The coding region runs from base 1 to 507 and encodes 168 amino acids.
AUGAUAUUAAUGUUACCUGGGAAGAGCAGAGACCUGACCUGGCGCAAAAACACGUAUGCUCGCAUCUCCCGAAAGCGAGAACAAGAUGCCCUCGCUAGCGCCAUUGAGGUAAGGAGACACCAAACCCAGGAAGUUCACCACUCCAACAAAGGAAAGGCGUCUUACGUCAAACUCGCGACCGACGAACCACGAAGGCGUCGCGCUUCUGUACCUAGCAAGCACGAUGAGCUUGAUGGGAACACGGACACAGCACCCCAAUGCCGUGACAGACAAUGCAAGACGUACAAAAAGGAGCGGACAAGCCGAAGGCUCGCAGGCAAGAAGCCCGACGAAUCGCCCGAGCCGCUGCAACGGAAAAUUGGCAAAGAAACCAAUGAAAACGGAGGGCGCGAAACCUCGAAGAGUAUCAAAGCCUGGGCAAGUUAUAGGAGGCCGUCCAAAGAGGAUGGUGGAAGGAACAAAGGGUUGAUUACACAUUAUACGGAGUCGGGUACCGGUAGACUGUGA